AUGUAUUUAUCUGUUCUUGAUAAAGCUGUUGGAUGCGUCCUGGGACAGCAUGACGAAACUGGGAGGAAGGAACAAGCUAUCUAUUAUCUGAGCAAGAAAUUUACAGCAUAUGAGGCCAACUAUUCUUUUCUUGAGAGAAGUUGUUGUGCUUUAGCAUGGGCAACUCAAAAGUUGAGACAUUAUUUGCUCGACUAUACCACUUACCUGAUUUCACGUUCUGAUUCUCUAAAAUACCUGUUAGAAAAGUCGAUGCCCACGGGACAUAUGGCUAAGUGGCAAAUAAUCCUUUCCGAGUUCGACAUUAUUUUCACAACACAAAAGACAGUCAAGGGUCAAGCCAUAGCAGAUCAUUUGGCAGAAAAUUCAAGAGAUAAUGAUUGCCAGCUAUUGCAUACCUACUUUCCUGAUGAAGAAAUUCUAUUCGUUGGAGCAGUUGAGGACAUGAGUGAGCAGUAUCUUGGAUGGAGGUUAUUUUUCGACAGUGCAUCAAAUUCUUUUGGAGCUGGAACUGGAACAGGAACAGUUUUAGUGUCGUUUGAAGGGAAACACUAUCCUGCUACUGUCAAAUUACGAUUUUCUUGCAUCAACAACAUAGCCGAGUAUGAAUCUUGUAUUUUUGAAUUGAAAAUGGCAUUGGACAUGAAGAUUAAGGACCUGAAAGCAUUCAGUGGUUCCGAUUUACUUGUGCACCAGAUGCUUAAGCAGUGGGUAACUCGGGAUUCAAAAAUUAUAUUGUAUUAUUGUAGUUUGCUCAGUUUGGCUAACAAAUUCAGGUAUUUGGAACUCAGACAUAUUCCCCGCACUCGUAACGCCUUUGUUGAUGCUUUAACUACUCUGUUUUCGAUAAUCCAACAUCCAGAUGAACUGGUGAUUGAACCUAUACAGAUUCAAUUUCAAGAUAGGCCAGCGCAUUGUCUAGGUACAGAAAGGGUCUCUGAUAUUCGCCCUUGGUACAAUUACAUUAAGGAAUUCGUAAAAACGAGAUCCUACCCUCCUGAUGCUGAUUCUAUUGCAAAAAGUUUUUUACGCAGAAUGUCCUCGAGAUUCUUCUUAAAUGGAGAAGUGUUAUAUAAGAAAAUUCUAAUUUGGGCCUUCUGA
Coffea arabica (coffee) is the source of this 1098-nucleotide messenger RNA. RefSeq lists its product as uncharacterized. Gene Ontology annotation, molecular function: nucleic acid binding; RNA-DNA hybrid ribonuclease activity. Lineage: Eukaryota; Viridiplantae; Streptophyta; Magnoliopsida; Gentianales; Rubiaceae. The record is from RefSeq and is a predicted model, not a curated record.